Messenger RNA from Lentinula edodes (shiitake mushroom), 996 nucleotides. RefSeq lists its product as uncharacterized. NCBI's taxonomy places the organism in Eukaryota, Fungi, Basidiomycota, Agaricomycetes, Agaricales, Omphalotaceae. Bases 1 to 996 code for a protein of 331 amino acids. The record is from RefSeq and is a predicted model, not a curated record. The transcript has 17 exons.
AUGUUGCUCGUCACGCUGCAUUCCUCCUACUGCAACGUCUUUCUCUCUUUCUCUAUCACCGAAAAAAUUCACGUAAAUCCUUCCAAUGGGCUAAAAAAGACGUUGCUCUGGUUAUACAAGACGUUUUGGUAUGUGAGCAAUCCUGUGCACAUGUCUGCUCAUAUUGCUUCUGAAAUACUGCAUCUGCUCUUCGUUGACAUUGAACUUUAUUCCCACCUGGAACUAGGAGGUAGGUUGCCUCGUAUCUCGGUCAUCUUGUAUCUCAGUUACCUCGUAUCUUGGUUACCUCGUAUCUUGCCACUCAAAUCACUUCUCGAACGCUGCAUUCGUUCCUCACCGACAUCCGAAUUUAUUCCCACCUGGAACCAUGAGGCAGGUUACCUCGUAUCUUGGUUACCUCGUAUCUUGCCACUCAAAUCACUUCUCGAACGCUGCAUUCGUUCCUCACCGACAUCCGAAUUUAUUCCCACCUGGAACCAUGAGGCAGGUUACCUCGUAUCUUGGUCACCUCGUAUCUUGCCACUCAAAUCACUUCUCGAACGCUGCAUUCGCUCCUCACCGACAUCUGAAUUUAUUCCCACCUGGAACCAUGGGGCAGGUUACCUCGUAUCUUGGUUACCUCGUAUCUUGCCACUCAAAUCACUUCUCAAACGCUGCAUUCGUUCCUCACCGACAUCUGAAUUUAUUCCCACCUGGAACCAUGAGGCAGGUUACCUCGUAUCUUGGUUACCUCGUAUCUUGCCACUCAAAUCACUUCUCAAACGCUGCAUUCGUUCCUCACCGACAUCUGAAUUUAUUCCCACCUGGAACCACGAGGCAGGUCACCUCGUAUCUUGCCGCUCAAAUCACUUCUCAAACGCUGCAUUCACUCCUCACCGACAUCUGAAUGUAUUCCCACCUAGAACUAGGAGGCAGGUAACCCACAUCUUAUUCCACAAAUCACUUUCCAAACGUUACAUUUACCUCUCGCUCCAAUCUGUCACAAGCAAUACUUAG